UAUAAAUCUUAGAAUCUCAGCCCAGCCCUCUACUUAAUUAGUUCCUACCUUAGCUUGUUGUUUUUGUGUGUUAGAGAUAUGGCAACUUCAUCAGUUCUUUCAACAAUGGCCAAAAGACUAGAAGGGAAGGUUGCACUGAUAACGGGAGGAGCCAGCGGCAUUGGAAAAUGCACGGCGAAGCUUUUCUCCGAGCACGGUGCCAAAGUGGCCAUCGCCGACAUCCAGGAAGAUCUCGGCAGCGCCGUCGUCGACUCCCUCGGCGGGCCCUCCAACUCCACCUACCUCCACUGCGACGUCACGAACGAGGAACACGUCCGAAACGCCGUCGACAAGACCGUGGAAACCUUCGGAAAGCUCGACAUCAUGUUCGCCAACGCGGGGAUCGCGGACGAUAACAAACCCCGCAUCGCCGACAACGCCAAGGCCGACUUCGAGCGCGUGCUCAGCGUCAACGUCACCGGCGUCUUCCUAGGCAUGAAACACGCGGCGCGCGUCAUGGUCCCGGCCCGCCGCGGCUGCAUAUUGUCGACCUCGAGCGUGAGCUCAACCCUCGCCGGCGCCGCAUCUCACGCUUACGCGGCGUCGAAGCACGCGGUUUUUGGGCUGACGAAGAACCUGGCGGUGGAGCUUGGGCAGUUCGGGAUACGCGUGAACUGCGUGUCGCCGUACGCGAUGGCGACGCCGCUGGCGACGAAAUUCGUGGGCGUUAACGAUGAAGAUUUGGAGAAUACGAUGAACACGCUCGCGAAUCUUAAGGGCGUGACUCUUAAAGUUGACGAUGUUGCAAGUGCGGCUCUUUUCUUGGCCAGUGAUGAAGCUAAAUAUAUCAGCGGUCAUAACUUGUUCAUCGACGGCGGGUUUAGUAUCCACAACUCCGCAUUCCGCAUAUUUCAAUAUCCUGAAUCAAAUUAACUAUCAUUACUCUCACAGUCUCACUUUUUGCUUUACUUUUUAUUCUCUUUUUAUGACAUACUUAAGUUCAUAAAAGAAAUGGAUCAUAUUUUCUUUUUAA
Molecule: messenger RNA, 1012 nt
Organism: Ipomoea nil (Japanese morning glory)
Lineage: Eukaryota; Viridiplantae; Streptophyta; Magnoliopsida; Solanales; Convolvulaceae
Product: secoisolariciresinol dehydrogenase-like
Exons: 3
Coding region: 79-912 (277 amino acids)
Molecular function (GO): oxidoreductase activity
Source: RefSeq, a predicted model, not a curated record